AUGGAGAUAGUUAAACUCGUUGUAAUAGUUGUUCUGCUUCUGACAAACGCGUUCUGUCAAGAGAUGGAUGCUGACAGCUGGAGAGGAAGCAUCGGAGAGAACAAAUGGCCAGACUCUGAAAUCAUUCAGGAUGUGUUAUUAAGAAUGACCAGAAAACCAGGACCACGCAGAUAUCUGGUGCUCAAGGGGAAGAAACUCUCUGCAAAGACGCAGACGGCACGAAAACGUCAUAAAUUUCAAACCUUUGUGGGUCUGAUGGGUAAAAGAAGCUUUGAUGAUGAAGGAGCGCUGUGA
Scomber japonicus (chub mackerel) is the source of this 294-nucleotide messenger RNA. Its product is annotated as protachykinin. Lineage: Eukaryota; Metazoa; Chordata; Actinopteri; Scombriformes; Scombridae. The transcript has 5 exons. The record is from RefSeq and is a predicted model, not a curated record. The coding region runs from base 1 to 294 and encodes 97 amino acids.